Molecule: messenger RNA, 2486 nt
Organism: Blepharisma stoltei
Lineage: Eukaryota; Ciliophora; Heterotrichea; Heterotrichida; Blepharismidae
Source: the annotation of a GenBank genome assembly
AUGAAUCAAAACUUAAUACAUCUUAGUAGAUCAAUUUCUGAAGUAAAGUUGCCAUUACUUCAGAAUGAAGUGCAAAGCUUAGAAAGCGAAGUAGAAGCUUUAACCAGAAAAUUGGAGCAUGAAAGAAGACAAUCAACUCUUCUUGGAAAAGAUUUAGAAGAAAUCAAGGCCAUGCUUAAUGAGAGAAUUUCAAAAAAUCAAUACAAGAGUAGAGAAAAACGGAAAAAGCAAGGAGAUGAUAAGAUUAAAAUGCUUGAAAAUGAACUGGAAAGAGAAUUUAAGAGACUAAGUGAGCUGAAAAGCACAAAUAAAAAACUGCAAGAUAAAAUCGAUAUGCUUAGAAAAGAUAAAGGGUCUCUACUUAAAUCCAACCAACAAUUAGAAAUUCAGCUUUUAAGCACUACAAGGCUUAGAAAGAGCGCUAGCGAAGUCUCAGUUUUCAACUUUAACAAAGAUGAAAUAAAUCAAGGACGAAUUGUAAAAAUACAAAAUUCCUUGAGCUCAACACGGAAUGAUUAUUCCCAAAAGAUCAGCCUGUUGAGCAGCCAACUUUUAGAAGGCAAAAUGUCUGAAAAUCGAUUUCUCAAAGGAAUUACUGUAAAUUUCGCAGAACCCACAGUUAAUGCUUCAGAGCUCUUUCAACUCUCAAAAAAUCAAGCUAAAGUCUGAAAAGACUCCUGCAUAGAAAUAAAUGAAAAAAUAAACAGCUACAUGGAUUUUAUCAAAGAGCUUAACUCAGGCAUGGAAACUAUGACAAAUCAAUGCAAAAUUGAUAGCUUCCAAGAAAUUGUUGAUUUAUUUGUCACCACUUUUGAUGAAAAUACUAGACUUUCCCAAUAUAUGUAUGAAUUAGGGGAAGAAAUUAUUAUAAUUCAAAAAGAAAUAGAAAAAUAUAAAGACCAGAUUUCGAAUUUUCAUAAAACCCGUGGGUUUUCUGAAAGCACCAAGGCAGAAAAAAUUGACCAAAUAAAUAAGGCAUAUGAAGAGACAGUGAAAAAUAUAGAAGCAGAAAAUGAUGCUUAUUCCCCCCCCCCUCCGUGAGUGAACAAAAAAAUUUUGUUCACUCACGGAUGGGGGUUAAUUUUUUUUUUUUAAAAUAUUUAUAUAUAAAUUUUAUAAAAAAUUUUUUUUUCGAAAAUUAAAAAAAUCCUAAUUCGCAAAAAUUGGAAAGCAAAUAUUAAUUCAAUUUGCAAAAUUUAUGUUUUAAAAAAGCAAUUCGUUUAAAAAUAAAACAGAAUUAGCUCUAGAUUUCAUUAUAAUAAUUAUCAUUUAUAUAUCAAUUUUUUUUUCCAUAAAAAAUUUUUCUAUUAAAAAAAUUUUUGUUCACUCACGGAGGGUGGGUUUUUGGCCAAAAAAUAGCGAUUUUUCUAAUGGUUUUGUUCACUCACGGAGGGGGGGGGGGAGUUAUAAAAAAAACACAAGAAAUAUUCCAAACAUUAUUAAACCCAAUUUCUGAAAUAGAAAAAAUGCUCAGUGGAGUUGGGUUUACUUGUAGAGAAUUUCAGCUAGAAACUGAUUUAUCAGAAAUUAAUAUAAUUGAGGAGUGUAUAAGUACUUUGGACACUUAAAAAUGGUGCGAGAACCAACCUGCCCUCUUAACACCUAUAGCCAGACGGGUGCCUGAACUUGUGGAAGGGAGAGCGGUGAGAAUGUCCGGCUGGCUUUACUUAGUCUUAUGAAGCGUAAUGUCUAGUUGAUCGAUCGCAAGCUCGCAUCCAGGGCAAGGUUACCUCGAGGAAGGAUGAAACUUGGAAAUUUGAAAAUGAUAAAUCAGCAAAGCCAGAGGGCGUUCACUUAGUCAAUAGGGCAAUUUUCCAAUGUGAUACUAGGAGCUGCGUCCUGGGCUAUGCUUCAUUCAGGUCGAUUACUAAAUUGCAUUAUGGUUAUCAGCCAUAUCAAUUGGUCAAUAUCUUUAUAAUUUAAUGGGUCGUCUUAACUUAAGAAUACCCUCGAUAGACUCCAAAUUUUCUUUUUAUUAUUUCAAACGGCUUCAGUACUUCUUCUUAAUAAUAUUUUCAAGAACAUAAUACAACCAUUCUGGCCGAUAACCUGACCUGAAAAUUCUUUUUUUGAACUUUCGGCAAGGCAACCCCGUUGACGCACGGCUUAGCAGCCUAACAUUUUUACCUCCAGUGGCAAGUGUAUGCUCUAUCCGGAGGGAGCAAGAAUGCCUUUAGGCAGUGGGAAAUCAAAGUAUCGACGCAAAGCAUGGGAUGUUUUAAGCCGGCAAGGCUGACAGGGAGCCACUCUGAAUAAUAAUCUAAGUUAGCAUAAGUACUUUGCUUGCAAUUUCUAAUGAGAAAAAUGAAGGCAAUAAAAACCUUAUUGGAAGAAACCAAUCAAGAUCUCCUUUGAUAAGACCAUUAGAAAUUGAUAUAGACGCUAUGGCUGAUCCUGAUGAAACCAGCAGAUUUUUCACUCUUGACGAAAUUAGAAAUAAAGCUUCGAAAGCAUUUGACCAAAUUAUUAUGAAUAAAGCUUCAUAG